Molecule: messenger RNA, 1332 nt
Organism: Penicillium crustosum
Lineage: Eukaryota; Fungi; Ascomycota; Eurotiomycetes; Eurotiales; Aspergillaceae
Product: MCT family MFS transporter
Exons: 2
Coding region: 1-1332 (443 amino acids)
Biological process (GO): transmembrane transport
Cellular component (GO): fungal-type vacuole membrane
Molecular function (GO): transmembrane transporter activity
Source: RefSeq, a predicted model, not a curated record
AUGGCAUCCUCUCAGCCGUCUUCCAUGUUUGGAAAAGAUGUCGAGUCCGGCGCAACGACCGUAAAAAGCCAUAUCAAGACAGAGGUGGCAUCAGAGAACCCGCCAAAGCCUGCAGGACCCCCUCCACCACCCAAUGGAGGCACCAAAGCAUGGCUCCAAGUUCUUGGGGCUUUUUUCCUGAACUUCAACACUUGGGGUCUCUUGAACACCUUCGGCACAUUCCAGUCUGAAUAUAGUACCGGCUUGCUGAGGGAGUCAUCACAAUCUUCAAUUGCUUGGAUUGGAUCGCUGCAGGCGUUUUUGAUGCUGGUCAUUGGAGUUCUGUGUGGACGGGCUCUCGAUGCUGGAUAUUUCUACGUCGAUAUCAGUCUGGGUGUGUUCUUUGAGGUGUUCGGCAUGAUGAUGACUUCGAUUUGCAAGAAGUACUGGCAACUUAUCUUGGCUCAAGGGCUGUGCGUCGGUGUUGGCGCCGGAAUGUCAUUCAUCCCCAGCGUGGCCAUCGUGGGCACGUAUUUCUCAACACGACGAUCUACUGCGCUGGGUCUGGCUGCUACCGGCUCAAGCGUCGGAGGCAUCAUAUACCCCGUCGUGCUGAGACGUCUGAUCGUCCAGAUCGGACUACCCUGGGCGGUCCGAGUGAUGGCGUUCAUCAUGUUGGGAACGCUUCUCAUCUCGGUUGCUGUUAUGAAGCCUCGUCUUCCGCCUCGCAAGUCAGGUCCGCUGAUCAAUAUCGAGGCGCUCCGGGAUCCGGUAUUCGUCAUUUGGCUUUUCGCUGCAUUCUUCAUCUUCAUCGGUCUUUAUAUUCCAUUCUUUUAUAUUGAACAGUAUGGUAUCAACCUCGGGCUCUCGCGGGAUUUGUCUUUUUAUAUGUUGAUCAUCAUGAAUGCGGGCUCGGUCCCCGGUCGUGUCAUGCCCUCCAUCAUUGCCGACAAGAUCGGUAACCUGUCCGUCAUGAUCCCGUCUGUCCUGCUCACCGGAAUCUUGAUGCUCGCGUGGAUCAGCGUGGAAUCUCAGUCGGGUCUGAUUGCUAUUGCGAUCUUUGUCGGCUUGACAAGCGGCUCUAUCCAGGCUGUACUUCCUGCGACGGUUGCCUUCCUUUGUCCCGAUUUGUCUAAGCUGGGCACCAACAUCGGCAUGACUCUCUUUGCGUCGGGUCUGGGAUUGUUGAUCGGUAGCCCUGUGGCGGGUGCGAUUCUGGAUCACCAGCGAACAUCCGGGAGAGAUGUCUUCUGGGGUACGUUGACCUUUUCUGGGAUCUUCAUCCUGGCGGGAGGUGUGUGCUUGAUUGUUGCUCGCGUGGUCAAGGUGGGAUUUGCCUUGAAGAAGGCGUGA